AUGAAAAUGUUUCUGUUUCUUCUGUUGGCUGCUGUCACUUGCAUGGAUUUCGGACACUCCUUGCAGUGUUAUACGUGCAAGGAAUUGACCCCCAUUGAGAAGUGCCUGACAGUUGAGAACUGCACAGAGGCUGAGACCAUGUGCAAGACUACCAUGUAUUCCCUGGAGGAUGUUUAUCCCUUCACGGGAGUCUCAACUGUCACCAAGAUGUGCUCCUCUGAGUGUGUCCCCUCUGAUGUGGAUGGCAUUGGGAUGACACACCCUGUCACCUGCUGCUUCUCUGACCUGUGCAACGUCGAUGGCGCAGCGAGUCCGAGGAUCAGCUCGGUGCCAGUUGGGAUCCUGGCAAGUUCCCUCUGUGCCUUUUUCUGGACUAGACCAUGA
Messenger RNA from Malurus melanocephalus (red-backed fairy wren), 384 nucleotides. Its product is annotated as ly6/PLAUR domain-containing protein 2-like. The transcript has 3 exons. NCBI's taxonomy places the organism in Eukaryota, Metazoa, Chordata, Aves, Passeriformes, Maluridae. Gene Ontology annotation, molecular function: acetylcholine receptor inhibitor activity. The record is from RefSeq and is a predicted model, not a curated record. The coding region runs from base 1 to 384 and encodes 127 amino acids.